GGGAGCUGCACCAUGUACAUGUCCUUGCACGAGCAAGAAUUAUGUCGACAGCUGCGCGAACUGCCCCGACGACACAACUACCGCUUUGAGCCGGCUGCCGACCGCGAGCUGCGCGAGAUACUUUUCCGCUCACUUGCAGGCCGUGACGACUUAUUGCCUCUCUUCUUUCCCAACGGGCCGCAAACUGACGGCGACAAGCCAUGGAGCCUGCGCGACGCACAGGGCGCAGUAGAGGGCGCUGAAUACACGGCGGCAGCAAGGGGGAAGCCAUGCGGCCACAUCUUCAAGAAUGGCGAGGCCACAUACCGCUGCAAGACAUGCACCACUGACGACACAUGCGUGCUUUGCGCCCGCUGCUUCGAUGCGUCAGACCACGAGGGGCACCAGGUCUUUGUCAGCGUGUCGCCCGGCAACUCUGGCUGCUGCGACUGCGGGGACGACGAGGCCUGGGUGCGGCCUGUACACUGCAACAUACACUCAGUCGAUCCCGACGGCGAGUCCAAGGCGUCUGGCAAGGCUCGGGAAGGCUCCAUGCUGCCAGACGAGCUCGUCGAGACCAUACGCAUCACCAUCGCGCGAACACUCGACUACCUCAUCGACGUCUUCUCCUGCUCGCCCGAACAGCUGCGCCUGCCCAAGAGCGAAGAAUCAAUCAGACAAGACGAACGCAACUCGCGCCUCACUUCGAGAUGGUACGGCCCCGGAGACCAAUCGGAAGAGUGCGACGAGUACUGCCUAGUGCUGUGGAAUGAUGAGAAGCAUACCGUCAACGAUGUUAGAGACCAAGUUGCACGCGCGUGCAAGCAGAAGCUGGCGUUUGGCCUCGCAAAGGCCUACGAGAUCAAUGACGUGGGACGUAGUGCGAUUGUAUACCGGACAGACAUCAACGAUCUCCUGAGAAUGGCCAAGAUCAUCGAAGAGAUCAAGCUGACAGUCACGAUUCGAUCCGCUCGAGAUACGUUCCGGGAGCAAAUGGGCGGCGCCAUCAUCGAAUGGAUUUCGGACAUUGCAGGGUGUAGUGUGGGCGAAGACAGUCAAAUACUGAGGCGUACCGUCUGUGAGGAGCUGCUAAAGCCGUGGCGCAUCGGCAGUGAGGCAUCAAACCAGGGCAUCGGCAAGAAUGGUCUUGACGACCACGAGAUGGAGGACAAGGAGGCUGAAAUGGAUGGCUUCUUCAGUGGUCUGAUGCCCAUGCAACGACGGGCGCGCAUCAUCCGCGUUCAGCGACAACGAACCACGGAUGCCAACGACGAUACCACUGGGUCCGACGAUGACGACGACGACGAGGAAGGUGGACCUGCAACCGACGCUCAAGAUGAUAUGGACAUUGACGAGGUUGGGGCUCAGGACGAGGAUGGUGAUGUCGAGAUGGAGGCGUACGAAAGUACGGAGGAGACCCUCGACGCACCUGAAGCCACCGUGGCAGGCUAUCCCGCACCGCCACCCCCCCCUCAACGUGCACAGCGGGGCCAGCUUGAACAGAGUGUUACACCCGCAGAAUCUGACAGCGAACCCAUGGUUGGUGCGCCGUCACUUAGCCAUGCUGAGCCAAUGUUGCCAGUCCCCGAGACUCCGCACACUCGGACGCUAUCAUUACGGCCAGCUCGGCCAGCCAAGUACUGGUUGGAGAAACCCGAAAACUACGGGAAAAAACCAGGGACCCCUCCACAUGAGGAUCUUUGGCAACGCCUACGGCUCGACCACCUCAUAUUGUACGACUUGCGCAUGUGGAAGGAAUUGCGCAUUGGCAUACGCGACGUCUUCAUCAGCACAGUAGUCACGAUCCCAGAGUUCAAGCGUUUGCUGGGUCUACGGUUUGCAGGUGUCUACACUGCUCUGGCCCAGCUCUAUCUCAUUGCAGAUCGCGAGCCGGACCACUCCAUCAUCAACCUGUCUCUCCAAAUGCUGACGACUCCGUCAAUUACUUCAGAGGUUGUCGAGCGUGGCAAUUUUCUCACAAACCUAAUGGCCAUUCUCUAUACCUUCCUGACUACACGACAAGUGGGCUACCCCUCGAGCGUCGACCCGAAAGCGACGUUGGCCUUCGAGCAGGGAGCUGUAACCAAUCGUCGCAUGUAUCAUUUCUUCCUCGACAUGAAAUAUCUACUGGGCUCAGAGUUUGUCCAGGAAAGAAUUCGUGAAGAGCCACGGUAUCUCUUGCAAUUCCUUGAUCUUGUCAAGCUUCACCAAGGCAUCUGCCCUAAUGUUCGACAAGUGGGUGAGCAUCUAGAGUUUGAGUCGGAGGCCUGGAUCAGCGCCUCUUUGAUUACACGGGAGAUCAACAAGCUGUGUAGGCAUUUUGCGGAAUCUUUCACCUGGAGCCGCGGGGAGGACCCAACAAACAUCCAACGCGCCAUUCGUGCAGCCGCCAAGGUGGCCUUCAUUAAUUCUCUAGGCGCUGAGCGUAAACGCUUCGACCAGACGGAACUAAAGGAUGAGACCAAAUUCAAGACGUUGGAUAUUCUUGAGUUCCAUUCAGACUCGUCGCUUUCUUCGACAGGGCCUUACAAGAUUGUGGAUUACGUCGUUGCAACUCAACCAAUGAGCUUUCAUCAUGCACUUCACUAUACCGUUUCCUGGCUAAUUGAUCGGGCCCGGAGCAUGGAUCAUGAGGACAUCCUGCGACUGCUUUUGUUCUCUCACAGCGAAUUACAGAUGGACCUUGGCCCAGCUGUAGCGCCCAUCCCAGUCCAUGAGCCUGAGGAUUACCUACUCUCCAUGUUUGAUUUCCCGCUUCGAGUGUGUUCAUGGCUGGCUCAGAUGCGUGCCGGAAUCUGGGUCAGAAACGGCAUAACGUUGCGGCAUCAGAUGACACAGUAUCGCAGUGUAUCCCAGAGGGAUGUUUCUCAUCAGCGAGACAUCUUCCUCUUGCAAUCUGCUCUCGUUCUGUGCGACCCCUCGGUAUUCCUAGCUUCAAUGGUCGACCGCUUUGGACUUGUUGGCUGGAUGACCGGGAGAUACGAAGCUGCCUACCACGAAUUCGAAGACAGCCAAGCUAUCGAUGUGGUAGAAGAUUUUGUGCACUUGCUCAUCAUCAUUCUUAGUGAGCGUACUUCAUUGAUCCCCGCGGAGGAUAAUGAUGAGACUCAAUUGGCCGCUGUGCGCAAGGAUAUUGCGCAUGUUUUGUGUUUCAAGCCCCUUUCCUUCUCCGACAUGACAGCACGUCUAUCGGACCGGAUCCAGAACCUAGACGAGUUUCCCCUAAUUCUCUCAGAAAUGACGAGGUUCCGAGCUCCUGAGGGUUUGUCUGACAGUGGAACUUUUGAAUUGAAAGAGCAGUACAUCGACCUGAUUGAUCCUUAUCUUCACCAAUACAAUCGCAAUCAGAGGGAGGAGGCAGAGAAUAUCUACAAGGCUUGCAUAGCUAAGCAAACCGGGAAGCAAGCUAGCGACAUCGUCUACGAACCAAAACUUCGUCCCAUCACUUCUGGCCUGUUUAAAGACCUGUCGGGAUUCACGAGAACCUCUUUGUUCACUCAAAUCAUCUAUUACCUGCUUGGAUAUGGCCUCAAGGCAGCCACAGUCACACCAAGCAUACCGGCAACUCGCGUGGAAACAUACAUCCAAUUUGUUCUGCAGCUCCUUCUUGUAGCUAUCCUCGAAGACAAGAGUAUGGAGCACGGAUGGUCCGAAAAGGCACCGGAAUCUUUUGUUACUUCAGUCUUGACUCAGAAUGCCAGCAUGGGCAUACAGGGUCACCCUACUGUGCUUUCAAUCUUGAAGGCCCUUCAGGAUAACGAGGCUUUCAAGGUGUGCGAGCCAAAGAUCAGUUUGAUACUGCAUCGACUCAAGCAGCGUCAGCAAGAUUCAUUCAUCAUCGCUGCCGCUGCAAUCAACAUGCCGGCGGAUAGAAUGGACACUGCCUCACCCGCACCCCAGGACAAAGAAUACAAAGAGCUGAAGAAGAAACAGGCACUCGAACGGCAGGCAAAAGUCAUGGCAGCGUUCAAAGAGCAACAAGGGAAAUUCUUGGCUAAUCAGGACUUUGAUUGGGGCGAAGAUGACUUUAGUGACCUUGAAGACGAGACUGGAGGACUUGUUGAGCAAGAGAAGACCCUGAAAUUCCCUUCUGGUACCUGCAUAUUAUGCCAGGAAGACUGCAACGAGCAGCGACUUUACGGCUCCUUUGGCUAUAUCUCCGAGAGUAGGAUCCUUCGGCAAACACCUUUGGAAGAUGAAGAAUGGGUAAGCGAAGUUGUCGAGACCCCAAGCAGCCUUGACCGCUCCGCCGAGCAUCUACGGCCAUUCGGCGUUGCAGGCAAAAAUCGACGCACAAUUGAAAAGGUGACUGCUACGGGUGGACGAGUGACCACCGAAAGGCAGGAACUUGGGAAAGGGUUCCCACCAGCAUCUGUCACACCCGGUCCAGUCACCACUGGCUGUGGCCACAUCAUGCACUUUGCUUGCUUUGAGGUAUAUCUCAAUGCCACUCAGAGGCGCCAUGUCAGCCAGAUUGCCCGGAACCAUCCCGAAAGACCCGAGCUUAAGGAGUUCAUGUGCCCUCUAUGCAAAGCUCUCGGUAACAUCUUCCUGCCAAUCAUCUGGAAAGCAAAGAAAGUGUCGAGCACUGGUGUACUAGAGACUGAACAGACAUUUGAUGGCUGGCUGGAGUCUCAGCUAGUUGCAACUCACAAGAGUCACGAAAAGAGCCUGAAAGCCCCUGCAGACUUGUCGCACGAUCACAAGAUGCUCUACGAGUAUGCAGAGCGCAAUUUUAUCCAACCGGUAUCGAACCGAUUGCCUGACCUGCUCAAGCCACAAUUACCGACGACUGGCCUCGCUCUCGGACAACCGCCAACACAGCUUGCGCCGCGAUUCCAGGUUCCGGCCUUCUUGGGUGUACAAGGCCUGGAAACAAUUGAAGGAUUGGGUCCGUCGCAAGGCAGCCCAGCUUUGACUCCGGAUGUUCCCAUGGGCGAGUUAAUCAAGAUUUACCACAGACUAAGGGACACUUUGAAAGUCAAUAACAUCCAGUCCUCUUUCUCCUAUCCACAUACGCCGGCUAUUUCGGAAGACUUUACGCACACGGAUGCCCUUUCACAGGCCUUAGGGUAUUCAAUUGCCGCAGCAGAGAUUGCCCAGCGAGGCAUCCAGUCUGAAGCGGUGCGCGGGACCUUGAUCGACAAGAUCUCUCCACAGACAAUUACACAUCUCCGUGUCUUUUCAGAGAGCGUCUCUUCAUACAUUGCAGUUGGGGGCUUGCGAGGUCAGGGUCCAACGAAGACUAUGAACGAGUUUUCCGAGAUCCAGCGUCGCCAGUUCCGUCAGUUGUUCGUUGGUCAUCCCGGCAUAUCCGACCCUGACGUGUUGAGCUUUGACCUGAAAGGCAUCGCCCCGCUACUUUCUCAGGAUCCAUUCAUAUUCCUCUCUCAGUGCGCUGUCGGAGUGGUUUCGGCAGCAAAUCUCGACAUUCAUCACAUCAUGCGGUUGUGCUAUCUUGCAGAGAUUGUUCGAGUAGCAUUCGUCUUCGCUCUGGCUAGGAAGCACCCGUCGACCGAAGACAUGUCGCCAGACUCUGAACUCCUCUUCCCGCACCCGGAGCAGUUCAUCAAUCCAGAAGAGGCCAGAAGCAGCUUUGAAUCACCAGAGCAGAUCAAUAAUCUGCUCUUCUUUGUCUGCGUCAUCUACAAUGUGACCAGCAUGGGCGACUCGCCUUCUUCUCUCGACAUUGACAACAUGCGUGUCCCUAAUCGGUUCAAAGAUGCAAACUUCCUCUAUCUCAUGAAGACUAUGGUGUCGAAAUAUGCGCUACCAUUUGUGCGCAAGGCUGCAAUCCUCAUGCACGUUCGCUACGGCAUUGACCUACCACAUGUUUCUGUCGAACGUGCAGAUGAACCCGAACUCUCACGACUAUCCACAAUACUCAGGCUGCCUUCGCUUGACGACAUCUUCGCUUCAUUUGCCAGUCGCACAAGCGCAGCGCACACAACCAGGUCCAUUGUUGGCGGUUGGCUACGACACCUUCUCUGGGUGCAAACGGGCAACAAUCCCCUCAAGCCCACUAUAUCUCUUUCCCACCCCUCCAUCUUUGAGCUCGUGGGCCUACCCAAGAACUACGACACGCUUACCGAUGAGGCGAUACGGCGCCGCUGCCCAAGUACCGGUAAGGAAUUGACGGAUCCAGCAUUGUGUCUGUUCUGUGGCGAGAUCAUGUGCAGCCAAGCUGUAUGCUGCAUGACGAACAAGAACCGCGGAGGCUGUAAUCAGCAUCUAGCCAAAUGCGGCGGCCAAAUCGGUCUUUUCAUCCACAUCCGCAAGUGCAUGGUUCUCUUCCUCAACCUCGACCACGGCACAUGGCACGUGGCGCCUUACCUCGACAAGCACGGCGAAGUCGACCCCGCCCUGCGCCGCCACCACCAGCUCUUCCUCAACCAGAAGCGCUACGAUGCUCUGCUCAGAAAGGUCUGGCUCGACGGCGGCGUCCAGAGCCUGAUUGCCCGGAGACUCGAGGGCGAUGUGAAUAAUGGGGGGUGGGAGAGCUUGUAGAUACACAAAAGAGAGACGGAGAGAUGAUGAUGACGAUGAUGAUAUAAAAUGUCUAGCCAGCUGUAUGUAUGAAUAUGCUCUAGGCGUUUUGCGCGUGUGUUCUGUUUUGUUUUGUCUUGUUUUGUUUUGUUGCGUUGCGUUUGGGGAGCAAGGAACCAACAACAGGCGUUGGUUGAUUGAAUCGUUUUUUUUUCUCUGCCUUCCUUUUUCUUAUG
Messenger RNA from Exserohilum turcica Et28A, 6701 nucleotides. RefSeq lists its product as uncharacterized. The record is from RefSeq and is a predicted model, not a curated record. Gene Ontology annotation, biological process: protein ubiquitination; ubiquitin-dependent protein catabolic process via the N-end rule pathway. NCBI's taxonomy places the organism in Eukaryota, Fungi, Ascomycota, Dothideomycetes, Pleosporales, Pleosporaceae. The transcript is spliced from 2 exons. The coding region runs from base 13 to 6486 and encodes 2157 amino acids. Gene Ontology annotation, cellular component: ubiquitin ligase complex; cytoplasm. Gene Ontology annotation, molecular function: ubiquitin protein ligase activity; zinc ion binding.